Molecule: messenger RNA, 4740 nt
Organism: Rotaria socialis
Lineage: Eukaryota; Metazoa; Rotifera; Eurotatoria; Philodinida; Philodinidae
Source: the annotation of a GenBank genome assembly
AUGAUGAUUGAUGCUAGUCGAGGUGAAAUUCAGCUUGAUGAUCUUUUCAAUGCUAUCGAACAUGAUAAAGAUCAAGUAACACAAGCACAAGAUAUUUAUGGUGAUUAUCUAAAAGUAAAAAAUGCUAAUUCCAUCAACGAUCAACAUAAAAUUCAAUUGCUUGAACGAAUCUUAAAACUUGAAUGUAUAGAAAAAACAAUUGUAAAUCAUAAUCAUGAGAAUGAACGAUCAAGAAUCAAUCUGAAAUGGACUGUAUUAGCAGAAUGUGGAAUUUGGUAUCGAAAAUUAGGUUUACAUGAAAAAGCUAUUGGCUAUUUCGAAAAAGCUAAUUCAAUAAACAAUCGAGUAUCAACGAUUUAUUAUGAAAUGGGAAUGUGUUAUCUCGAAUUAGGAAAUAUUUAUCAAGUGAAAACAUGCUUUGAAAAAACAAUUGAAAUUAGUAACGAACAUAUUCAUUGGAAAUGUCUCGAACAAAUAAUUUGUCUUUAUUUCACUCUGGGAAAUUUCUCAAAAUGCCUUGAAUAUAUUCGCAUUGGAUAUGAUCAUGUUGCAACUCAUCAAUCGAUGUAUGACUUUGGACAACUAUGUUUAGUUUUACUGGAACAAAGUCAACCCUCAAUGAAAAUUUUAAUUCAAAAAAUGUUUACCAAUGAAAUCGAAUAUAUCAAUUGUGAUGAAAAUUUGUUAGCUAAAGUUGAAGAAUUAAAAAGAAAUAUUGGAAGAUUCAAAGAGAAAUUAUUUAAAAAGAAAACUAUUUAUAGAGAAAGAAAGACUCUAGAUGAAAAUCUAUCAAUAGAGAAUUUUCAAGAUUUUGGUCAAUAUUUAGUAAAGAAAAUACGAGAAUCUAAUAGUGACAAUUCGAAACUAUGCAAAUUAGUUGAUAUUAAAAAUUUUGUACCCAAACCACAGAUUAUUAUUGAAAAAACUGCAAACGAGCCGACCGUGGAAGCACCCGUUGUCUCCGAAGAACAACCGCCUCAACCAACUACUCAUAGAAAGAAACGUUCUAGUUUGCCGUUAAAUAUUGAUGAUUAUGAAAAACGACGAUCAGCAAGAAGUAGUACUCGUAUAAUAAUAGACGAUACUAAUGUUAGUACAGUCGAUAAAUUACGCCGAAUGUUAUCCAAUAAUGAAAACAGUUCUGACGAUGAAGCUGAUGAAACAACUGGUUCACCGGAAAAUAAUGAUGCUGAAACAACUUCCACACAAUUAUCUGAAGUCCAAAAAGAAAAUUUUCCACCGCUACAAAUUGAUUAUAAAUCAUUUAUUCAAACGAUUGAACAGAGAAUUCAAGAUGGGUAUCAAUAUCAUUAUCUGGAUCUUAUAUGUGAUGGCGUUAAUGAGCUUACAAAGCAUUCUUCGACAUCAUGGUCGACCGAAGUUCGAACAAUUUUUACGAAACUUUUUGAUUGUCUACUUGACAAUGUGCAAUAUUCAUCAACUGAACUUGAAUCCAGUCAUUUACGUGCUUGUUUAUGCUAUGUUGAAAAUGCUGUUGGAUCAUCAAAAUCUGAUUUAUCUGAAGAUUCCAUUGAGCGAUUCAGUUGUUUUGCUCGUUUAAAAAUUAAAUACAAAUCACUUGGUUAUUGCUUCGGCCGUUUGCAACUUUUUAUGUAUUUAUUUAAAAACAGUUCUAUUCAACAGAAGCAAUUCGACGAGGAUGAUAUACUUUAUCGAAUUCUAUGGAUAUCAUCACUCUACUAUUUCCUAUCUGAUGUUCAAGAUGAUGCUUUAGCUUGUAUAUAUAAAUUACAGCAUUUACUACCAGAUACAACAACGAUUAUUUUACCGAAUUUUUUCAAUCAUACAACGAUUUCUAAAAGCUUCGUUGAAAAACUUUAUUUACGAUUGAAAAACAAUAAUGAAAUUUCAUCCGAACAAUCAUCAAGUUCAUCAUCUUCACAAGAAUUAACCUAUAUCCUAUCGCGUAUUGCUGUUGCGGAAGAAAACGAUGAAUUAGCAUUAUUAAUCAAAAAAUUGGAGAAAAAAAUUAAAUUAUUUUAUGCUAAUUUAAAAACAGAAACACAUCUACAACAAAAAUCAUUAAUUAAAUGUUACGAAACGCUCGUCAAUGUUCUUAAUGAAAAUCUACAUUUAAAUGAAAAAGAAAAUAUCAAUGUUAGAAAAAUACUCGAUCAGAUUUUCAUUCAAGUUAUUGAUAUGAUCAUUAAGAUUCUCGAUGAAGAUUCUCAAUGGCCAGAUGCAUCGCUGAAAACCAUCGAAAAGCUAACUUUAGCUUUAAUUGAUUCGAUAAUGAAACGAACUGCGUCAGAUAAUAUAUGGCCGUUUAAAUCUAUUAAACCAUGGAUUCUUGCUUAUCGUGUGACAAUUAAACGGGAUCCAAAAAAGAAUGAACAAUUUCUAAUGACAUAUGUUAGAACAGUUCAUGAAUUAUUUGGAAAAAAUGAAAAUUGCCUUGUUGAAUCUGGUGCUUUACUUGAAUAUUUUCUGAUUGAACUUAUUCAAAUUGAACAUCCUGAUAUUCGAAAACGUUUAUUUUCUAAUACAACGAAUGGUACUGAAUCAUCGGAAACAUCCGAUGAACAAAAGAGUAAAUUAUCAAAAUUUAUGGAUGAAAUCGAACAAUGUAUUUACUGUCUGUAUGGUCUCGUUCUACGUAAAUCGAAAAUGAAAUAUCUAAAUGAUCACAAUUGUCGAUCGCUUGAAUUAACAUUAGAUAAAGCAAGCAUUGUUUUUUAUGCUUUACGGCCGAAACAUUUACCUGGUUAUGAAGGUCGUCUUUGUACGAUAACAAACGAGACGGAAAGUCUUUUUCAACGAUUUGAAUCAAUGAUUGAAUGGAACGAUGAACGUGAACAACGACGAAAAAUUUUGUUAUCUCAUAUAGCUGAUGCAGCAUCGAUCAAUAGCCAAGGAAAACAAAGUGAAGAAUUGAUUCAUCUAUCUGCUAAACAGUUCAAAUCAAAUAAUUCUUUGUUUGAAAAAGAUUUAUAUUAUCUUUUUGCUGAUUAUUAUCUUAAAAUGGGCUCAAAAGAUGCCGUAACGAAUGAAUCAUCAAAAAAAAAAGCACAAGAAUAUUAUAUCAAAGAUUUAUGCCUUAAUACAAAACGAUUCGAUUCAUGGGCUGGUUUGACUGUUAUUGAAUUUUAUAAAAUCGACGAAUUUAUUACUGCUGAUGAUUUUGAUCCGCGAAUAUUCAAUGUACAUAUGUCUGCUUCAUGCUUUUUUCGGCAAGCUGUUUCUGUUGAAAGUAAUAAUCAUACGCUCUGGAUGGAAUAUGCUGAAAUAACUUAUAUUCUACAAUCGUAUUGUUCAAAAUAUAAAGAAAAAGCAACAGAUUAUGUUCCGGAGCGUUCGUUUUUAUUGAAUAUAUGUAAAGAAGCAUAUGAAAAAGCCAAUGCAUGCACAGACAAUGAUGAAAACAAAGAAGAUUGGACUUAUUUAUAUAUGAUGGCUAAAAUUGAAGAAAAACUUCAUCGAAAUCGAUUAUUUGAUCCAUUGAAAAAAUAUGUUGCUGCUCUCGAUCUUCUACAUGAAAACAAAGCACUUUAUCCACGUAAACUUGGCCAUUAUACAUCGACAUCAAAUUCAAAGGGUACUCUACUUGGUUGCCAUGCUGUUGAGAUGUUCUAUCGAAUACAUGCAUCCACUCUUAAAUACUUGAAUCGUCAUAGUAAAGAAUCAGUCGAUUUGACAAUCGAUAAGUUAAAUGAAUUUUAUGAAUUUUUAACUGAAAUGCAAAAUAAACCAUUUGCAACAAGCUAUUACGAAAAAUCAACGAUCCCCGGUGAUGCUCAUUCUAGUCAAUUAAUCAGUGAAAUAUAUUUUCCUCAAAAAACAAAUCUCAUCACUGAUCCUUGGUUAACUGUAUACAAUAAAUGUGUAUGGUUAUGUAUCGAAGGUCUUUAUAUAUGUAUUGCUCGUUAUAAUCGUCACUAUCGUGCGCUCUAUCGUCUUGCACAUUUCUUUCAUUCAAAUGAACACUAUCGAAAUGAUCGACUUAGUCUUGAAUUUCUACUUGGUGGAGGGGCACUUGAAUUAAAAAACUAUCCGAAAAUUAUCGGCCUCUAUCAAGAAAGGUCAAAACAUAAUUUAUUUAAUGGUAUUUGGCGUAUACAACCAAUUGAUGCUGAUCGCACUGGCUCGUUUAAUGCUUCAAUGUAUAAAUCAACUCGUUUAUUUGUUGAACUACUUCUACAAUUUGAUGAGCAUUUAUUUGUAUUAUGGGAAGUUUUUCGACAAUUAUUGGAUAAACCAGACGCUGACAAAAAAUAUCUUCGAGAAGUUGAAAGAAAAAUGUUAUGUCAACAAGCAAUUAAAAGUCUUUUUCGAACAAUUAAAAAAAAGGCUCUACUUAAAACACGUGAGGAGAUUGAACGUGAAGGUUUGAAAAUCAUAUCAUCCAUAGAUGGAAAUGAUACAACAAAUGUUCCUUUACCACUUCUAUUUGAAGUAUCGAUUAAAUUAUACACUUUAAUUAAAAAUUACCCAGAUUUUAGUCAAAGUUCACGUUUUGAUGAAUUAGUCGAAUUAACGUUUCAACGCUAUCGAUCAAUUCUUAAAUUUUCAAAUCAUCUGCCAGAAAAACCAAAAGCAGAGAAUCUAGUGUUGGUAUAUACACAAAAGAAGGCAAAACAAAAAAAACGACCCACCACUACUGAACAAUCAAAUGGGAACAAACGACCAUGCCCUGAACCAUCAGCAACACCAUCAUCAUCUCAACCCUUUCAAGGACUUGCUUCUUUUAUUUCAAAUGACUUUGUUCCAAUUAAUGAAUAA